This is a messenger RNA of Ailuropoda melanoleuca (giant panda), 5526 nucleotides long. RefSeq lists its product as uncharacterized. NCBI's taxonomy places the organism in Eukaryota, Metazoa, Chordata, Mammalia, Carnivora, Ursidae. Bases 2834 to 3847 code for a protein of 337 amino acids. The record is from RefSeq and is a predicted model, not a curated record. The transcript is spliced from 2 exons.
AUGUUUUGGAGCCUUUGCCCACCCCGGAUCGAUGUCAUGAUAGAGCCACCACGAGCGGAUGACCAGCCCCUACCACGAGCCCGGGCUCUGCACUCAGCACUUUACCUCCAUGAAGACUCAGCAAUUUCAUGACAUUUCUGUGAGGAUCAUACUAAGGUACCAGAGGUUACAAAGACAGCUCCCUGAGGCUCCAGGUUUCUACACUGCUUUACAAACUCACUGGAAAGGGGACCUUCUGUUCUAACGGUUCUAGCACAAGUCCUGGGUAGCAUUGUCUUUGGCCCAGCUUGCGUCACAUGACCGGCCCGGAACCAAUCAUUUGGUCAAGGGGCUGCAGCCCUCCCACUGGCCAGAAAUGGAUCAGGUGUCCACCCGUGAAGUGAGUAGUUGAGGACAGCAACCUCUGUCCCCAGAAUCAUAAAGAAUGAAAAUGGGGGGAGGUGAAUCACCCAAGAGAAAUCAGGAAUCAUGGACCAGCAGAACAGGUUUUGGCAAGCAGAACCAAUUGGCCCCUAGGACCGCCUGUUUCUCCCUUCGGCCUUUGGUAAAGUUCCUUUGGAAAAUCCCCAACUUUAUCCUCAUGAAAAGAGCAGGCGAAGCCUUCUCCGGCCACCGCAAGACAAGAUGGCCUUGGGGUGAGCUGCCUUUGUGUGGUAGAUUGGAUUUUAGAGGAAGUGGAUUGUACCUCUCCCUGAACUCAAGGCCGUUUGACUGCCUUUGGCCAACGGGGAAUAAGUGAGUGUGUGGGAACACAAGCUUUAGACGUGUGUGCUUCAUUUGGUUAGGUCUUCUGUGCUUCUGCCAUUUACCAUAAGACAUCCUCUGGCUAACGACAGAUUGCAGAGCAAAGAAGUACGUGGAACAUAUCUCAUCACAGGCCCAGCCUAAAGCAGAGCUACCCCAGAUGACCCCCAGACCCAAGAGCAAGACACAUAAAUGGUUGUUUUUGUUAAGUUCCUAAGAUCUGGGGCGAGUUGCUGGUUAUGCGGCAUUGUAACAGCAAAAUCUGACUGUCACACUUUGAAAGUUUGGAUUUUACGUUGAGGGAGACCACUAUCCUUUGAAGUCAACAGUCUUUCAGGAAGUUAGCACUCUGAGCUGGGGCAGUGCUUACCCUGCCAGCGUCCCCAGGAACCCAGAGAGCCCCCCCCCCCCACUGUAACAUGCAGCCAUAUCUCAGUUCCUACCCAGAAAGUCUCCACAGACCAAAAGUAGUUUCAGCUUCUUUUCUGGAGUCCUGCAAUUUGCCUUAUCCUCCGUCUGGGGUCUUUCAGGAUCUUUACCAGCUGUGUUCCUUGGGCAAGUCACUCGGAGCCUCAGCGUCCCCAUCUGCAAGAGGGAAUAAUACUAACCCUUGGUUUUGGGUGGAACUAAUUGAGAGAAUAUAUAUAAAACACAGCUACAGUGCCUGGUGCAGUGAAAUAUUAGCUUUCUAUCUACCUACUUUUUAAAGGACGGGAGGAGUAAAUACGUGCUGGACUGUCCAGUCUGUUCCUCUGAGCCUUGGGAAAAUCCUGCAGAAAGUCUGUCUGCAUCCCACAGCAGAGAAGCUCCCGGGGCCUGGACCUGGGAGGAAAGGAAUCUGGAACUUGGCAAGGCAGGUUUUUCUCUUCUGUUUUGUUUUGUUUCGUUUCAGUUACUUGAAAUCACAUAGCCGAUUUAUUUACUUUGAUGGUUCAUCACACACAAAAAAAUAAAGCAAAGACAUGUGAACAGCCCCGCAGUUGCUACAACUUGAACUUUUGGGGAGGAACCGGCUGGAGGAAAAGUCACAAUUCCGUUCACUGCGAAGACCUGAAACUCCCACCUUUCCUUUCCAUUGGGAAUUCACUGUGAGGUGGGAUUUUAAUGCCCGUUGGCCAACCAGCCCCUGGUGCAGCCUUCUGCAGGCUCUGCUUCUCGCAGGCUCCUGUCCCCAGCCCUGCUGUGUGGACCUGAGUGAGAUAAGGACCCCGGUUCAAUGACUGCAGCAAAGCGAGAGCUAACCUGGUGCUCGCAGGGCGCCAGGCGCUGUGUUAGACGCUGUGUCGGAACCUUCUGAGCGCUCACCGCAUCGCUGCAAGGCUGCUACUCGCUUACAUCAGACGAGAAACGAAGACUCGGAGAUUUCAGGGCAUGUGCCCACACCCCACAUCCAGCAGGGGCAGAUCUAGGCCGUGAAGUCGGCUCUGAUUACAAAGCCUGCACCCCCAAUCCCUAUUUUGGGCUGCACCGCACGGUCCUGGGUACCGCCAGCCCCAGGGGAUGCUGGGUCAGCGAGAGUCACCGCCAUCUUGUAUGGAAUCCCAGAAAGAAGUCCAAUGUCAGGGCCUUCCUUCUCCUCAUUCUGUACUUCCUGCCCCAGUCUGUGAACCUGGCCAUGGCUCUAGCCCUCUCCUGGGAGGGAUCGAUCCAAAGCUGCAGCCUCUGCAACCCAUCACUGGCCGUACCUGGGAAGGGCAUCUUGAAAUUUGAACCUUCUGACCCCACAGCAAGUUCCCCAGUCCGGGCCUCGGUGGCAAGCAGGCUUCUCCACUACCAAGCGCACUGUAAGGGCUGCAGACUCACGUCCUGCUCUUGGCAUGACCUCUUCCCAGCCGCAUAGCCUCAGACAUUCACUAAUCUGCCUGGGCCUCAGUUUCCCCAUCUACAACGGAGUAGCAUGCAGUUGGCUCGGGGCUUUCCAGGUUUAGGCGAGGACACCAUUGGAGAAAGCUCGAUGAAUGAGCAGCUGUGGCGCAUGAGAGAGGCCUGGGUCUUGGCGCGCCUCCGUCCUCACGGGGAAUAGUGGGAAUGCUACUAACACCGGCCCCAUCCAGAUCCAACAUUCUGUGUGAUUCUUGGAUCGCAACGCAUGCCCCCCAGAAAAGGUUUUCUUCCCAAAUGCGUUAAUCAAGACCCUUGGGAUCCAAGUGACAAAAACUCAAUUCAAACCAAGUUAAGCAAAAGGGAGGGAUAUACGGGCAGAGUCCCUAGAAUUCUACAGUGUUGUUUUUUCGAACUUGGCACUCCCUUGCUUCAAGCCCCCUUGAAUGGCUUUUUGCAGCCUCGGGGAACAUGUGAAUGCAUUCCUCUAGCCUCUCAGUCUCUGCCUGACCUGCCCCCUCAUUCUCACUCCCUCAUCCUAAGCCUUCCUCUCCAUCGUCCUGGCCUUUGCCCAUGCUGCGCGCUCCACCUGGGGUAUGUAUCCCCAAGCUCUUUCCCAGCUGUAUCUGGCUCACCCUCCCCUUCAGCUUCAGGUCACUGUCACCUCUUCAGAGAGACCUUUCCCUUCCCCUCCCACUUAGGGAGCUCCCAGGGCUCCCUUUCACCUCCCCCGGCCAUGUUUCCUGGUCACAUCCGCAGUGAGAUGACCCGCGUGCUCACGUGCUUGCUGUCCGUCUCCCCGUUAGACGGUCCUCCGCGUACGGCCCUCUGGAUUGCUCACUGGGCCAUCCCUGACAUCCAACGCUCUACUCCCCGGCACGAGUGCUCCAUAAAUAUUUGUGGAAUGAAUACAUGGUUGACAGUAAUUCUUCAUGCUUUAUCAAGUCUGGAUUCCUCUGCCUCAAAUUCAGCGUGUCCUUGCAAACCAGACCCUCUUGUUUUUCUCAGCUGGAAGCCACCGACCCCCCAGGUCUGUAAGCCAGUGCGUCCUGGGCAUCUCCCUGCCCCCUCCCACCAACACCUCCCCUUAAUCUCUGGAAGCCAACCACCAACCACUUCUGGUCAUCCCCACCACCCCCAUUCGAGGCCAAGCUGCUGGCUCUGCCCCCAGCCCCAGGGCUCCUGUUGCUGCUUCCCAGGGACACUCCCCUUCUCACCGCACUCCAGCCUCAUCCCUGCAGCACAGCUGAUAGUGUCUCCCUCCACUGAGAAGCUCUCCUAGCAUCCUCCGGACACUCAGAGGAAGCUCACUGCCUUCCUAUAGGCUGCAGCUCCGCAUGGCCAGCCCCCGGGAGUCAGGAGCUGGCUGCCCUGUGCCUUCCUGCCCCUCUCUUUUGCUCCAGCCCUGUGUUCCCCAGACGCCUGCCCCCGGCUGAACAGAGUACUCACCACAGUUGUUCACACACUCCUGCUGGGACUCCUGGAGCAGGUCUGCCUCCUCUCCCUCAUGUUACACUCCAGGGGCAGAGACACUGCCUGGCUUUGCACACACUGCCCGGCCCUGUUCCUGGCAUUUAGUGGUGCUUGAUUAAUAUUGGCAGAUGAAUGGCUGAAUAAACACAUUUGAAAACCUAUCAUAUGCCAGACGUUAAGUUAGAAAUGUAAAUACGUUAUCUCAUUUUCUCAGCAAUCUUGCAAUGUAAGUACUAUUAUGUUUGUUGAUUGAAUACACGAAUGAAUCAAUGAAGGAAUGAACUAGCAGGGGCAGAGCCACAAUCCAAAAGCACACAGGGGCCGGGAGGACACAGAAUUUGUGAAGCACAUGCAGCGCCGGGUGCGAGUGAAUAAAAGACACCGGGGCAAAAUGCAGCCCCAUGGCAUCUACCACAGGGUCAGGUGUCUUCCCUCGAAACUCCUGUGCUGAAGUCCUCACUCCAGGCACCUCAGAAUGGGAUCUUAUCAGGCGACAGGGUCUUCGCAGAUUACGUUAAGAUGAGAGUGGUAGUGGGGGCCCUACUCCGAUGUGACUGGUAUCCUUAUAGAGAGGAGAUGUGGUCACAGAGACAGACGUAUGCAGAGUGGAUACAAGGUGCAGGCUCACGGAGAGAAAACGGCCCAGGAGCAGGGGCCUGGGACAGAUCCUUCCCCCACAGCCCUCAGAAGGACCCCUGCCAACACCUUGAUCUUGGACCUCUAGUCACCCAACUGUGAAACCAUACAUUUCUGUCCUGGAAGCCCCCCAGCCUGGGGUACUUGGUUACACAGAGCAGCCCUAGCCGACUAAGGCGGCCUCAAAUUCAAACACGUUUUUAAAGCCCAGUGGGCCAAAGGAGAUUUGUCCCGAGGCCGGAUGGUGUGGGAGGGGGCUCAGGAGGCAGCGCGGGGGCUUCCCCGGUCCCGGCCACACUCUGUCCACCGGGAAUCGGCUCUGUGGGAAGCUGAGGUCAAGCACAUCAAAUGGGAAUUCAAUUACAGUUUGGAGCCAUGUACUCGAGGUCACAGAUUAAAUGAGGGCAGGUGAGGAAGCCAGGGCCUCCCCGUGGCGCUGGUGCCCUGGGCUGGAGACGCAGGGCAGCAGCUCAGUGCAAAGCCUGGCGAGGCCCGGCCGGUUUGUCGAGCAUAGGAGAAAACCUGAAUUAAAAAGAAGAGGUAGACUGGAUUAGUUUAGAUGCCUGUCGACUAAGAUCCCCAGCGUAUGGUAAUCAAUGCUCUAUAAAGCACAUAGCCGCUGCCGUUUACAAGUAUCUGUUCAUUGUAAAAACGGAAUCUAUUUUUUUCCCCUCCAUUUAAUUCAGAAAUCUCAUGUUACACAGAAAGGUUAAUUACAAACCGACUUCUAAGAACACUUUGUUGGAAGCUUCUGUUUCAUUUUCUCCAAGAUGAGUCCUUGAACUCCAUAUUUGGGAAUGUAGACUCAAGCUGGCUUCGCGAAGUCACUUCCUCCUUCCAGCGGCCCCAGAG